Messenger RNA from Phodopus roborovskii (desert hamster), 2400 nucleotides. It is a transcript of the gene Naaladl2, whose product is annotated as N-acetylated alpha-linked acidic dipeptidase like 2. The record is from RefSeq and is a predicted model, not a curated record. NCBI's taxonomy places the organism in Eukaryota, Metazoa, Chordata, Mammalia, Rodentia, Cricetidae. The coding region runs from base 1 to 2400 and encodes 799 amino acids. The transcript has 14 exons.
AUGGACAGCCAUCCAAAACUGUGGGAGAGAAAAACUUCCAUCUGCCCCUUGCAAGGUAAAAAGAUGGCUUAUCAGAAGGUCAAUGCAGAUUUAAGAACCUCAGGACACUCACAGUACUUAGACAAUGAUGACAUCCAAGCCACUGCCCUUGAUUUAGAGUGGGAUAUGGAGAAGGAACUGGAAGAGCCUGGCUUUGACCAGUUCCAACCAGAUAAUGCUGAGACUCAGAACUUGGGGCACUCAGAAACUUUAGACCUCCACCUUGAUUCCAUUCAACCAGCAACUUCACCCAAAGGAAGGUUCCAGAGACUUCAAGAAGAGUCUGACUAUGCUACUCACUACACAAGAUCUACACCAAAGAGCAACCACUGCAACUUUUGCUACCUUUUAAAAAUAAUUUGCACAGCCACCAUUCUAUUUAUUUUUGGAAUUCUAAUAGGUUAUAAUGCACACACAGACUGCCCUCCUGAUACCACACUUUCAAGAUCAAAUGACCCUCAGUUAUACAAGGAUAUUCUCAAGACAAUCAAAGCAGAAGAUAUUAAGAAAUCCUUCAGAAAUUUGGUACAACUCUAUAAAAGUAAAGAUGACAUGGAAAUUUCAAAGAAGAUUAAGACUCACUGGACUGCAUUGGGCUUAGAAGAUACACAGCUCAUGAACUACUCAGUGUUGCUGGAUUUCCCUGGGCCAUCUCCAGGCACCAUCACUGUGAGUAGCACUGGCCAAUGCUUUUUUCCUGAUGGCCAACCUUGUAGGGAAGAGGCCAGAAAAGACCAUAGCCAAGAUCUUCUCUCAUCAUAUGCAGCCUAUUCUGCCAAAGGAACUCUCCAGGCUGAUGUUAUCGAUGUGAGUUAUGGAACUGCAGAUGAUUUUAAAAGAAUUACAAAAUUAAAAAAUACAACAAAUCAAAUUGCACUCCUGAAAUUAGGAAAAUUACCACUGCUCUAUAAGCUUUCCUUAUUGGAAAAGGCUGGGUUUGGAGGUGCUCUUCUCUACACUGACCCUUGUGAUGUACCAACGUCUGAAGAUCUUAGCUCUGAGACCUUUAUGGUGACACUGAAUCCAGGAGGAGAUCCUUCUACACCUGGGUACCCCAGUCUUGAUGGAAGCUUUAGACAGAGCCGUCCAAACCUCACAUCCCUGUUAGUGCAGCCCAUCUCUGCGUCCUUUGCUAAAAAACUCAUUGGUUUGCCAAAACUGAGAAUGGAUAAUGAUGCCUGUAGCCCUCUAGAACUCCCAUAUAAUGAAAAAAGAACUAUACAUUUGCAAGUGCAGACAGUCACAGAAUUUAAAGCAGUAUUUAAUGUUGUUGGAUAUCUAAAAGGCUUGACAUCACCAGACCGGUAUAUUAUAGUUGGCAGUAACCACCAUGCUGGAUACAAUUAUAAUGGACAAGAAUGGGCCAGCAGUACUGCAAUAAUCACAGCAUUUAUCCAAGCCUUGAUGUUAAGAGUGAAGAAAGGAUGGAGACCAGAACGUACUAUUGUUUUCUGUUCUUGGGGAGGAACGACCUGGGGCAAUAUUGGCUCCUAUGAAUGGGGAGAGGAUUUCACAAAGAUUCUACAAAACAAUGCUGUAGCUUAUAUUAGCCUCCAUAGUCCUGUCCGUGGCAACACCAGUCUGCAUCCAGUAGCAUCUCCUUCUCUCCAACAACUGGUUCUAGAGAAAAGUAAAUUCAACUGUUCCAGAAGAGCUCAGUGCCCAGGAACCAAUGUCAGCUCUGUACAGAUACAAGGUGAUGCUGAUUAUUUCAUCAACCAUCUUGGAGUUCCAACUGUACAGUUUGCUUAUGAGGACAUCAAAGCAUUAGAGGGUCCAAGUUUUCUCUCUGAAGCCAUUUUUCCUAAACAUGCAACAAAAAUGGAAGAAGUUGAUCCAUCUUUCAACCUCCAUGAAGCCAUUACUAAGCUCUCAGGAGAAGUAAUUUUACAAAUUGCCAGUGAACCUGUUCUGCCCUUCAAUGCCCUUGAUAUAGCCUUAGGAGUUCAAAACAGUCUUAAAGGUGGUGAACCCAGUGUCCCUUACCUGCUUGCCAAGGCAUCACGUCUGAGGGAGAGUGCUGAACUCUUCCAGUCAGAUGAGAUGCGGCCUGCUAAUGACCCAAAGGAGAGAGCUGCCAGUCGUGUCCGAAUGCUGAAUGACAUCCUGCAAGACUUGGAGAAGAACUUCCUGGUAGAACAGGUGCCACCUGGAUUUUAUAGAAAUAUCCUGUACCACCUUGAUGGGAAGACAAUCCAGUUUUCCAUUCUCAAGGAGGCUUGGGAGCACUGCAGUCCGCUGGCAUCCAAUGAAACCUUUCAAGAGGCCCUCUCUGAUGUGCUAAAUAGCAUUAAUUCAGCUCAAGUUUCUUUUAAAGCAGGAUUGGAUGUGUUUGAGAAUGUCUUGGUUGAAAAGAACUGA